CGGGUGAGGAAGGGCACUGAGAGGAGCAGUGCGCAGGUUUCAGUAUCUCAAGUAACCUGUGAAGACCAGCGACAUUAAGGCUGUCUUCACUACACCCGCUGCCACUUGUCAUAACCCAGCCAAGCCGUGGACAUAUUGUCGUCUGUUUUUGUUACACGUAUCAGUCAUGACUUCCGAAAUUGAGGGGGAAUUACGAAAACGCAUGACAGAAACAGAGGACAGACACGAGCAGAUUGUACCCAGCUCAGAAGUAGAUUCAGAUGAUGACCGUGUCCCAGAGCAGACACUAGAACACAGAACAAAGCAUACCCCUCAUGGAACUGAUCAACAGCCUAGUUUCCUUCACACUAUUCUCUCUCCAUUGCCACCAAGAUGGAGAAACUGGGUGAUACGAGGCAUCUUCACUUGGCUCAUGAUUGGUCUCUUCUGUUUUAUUAUCUUUGUUGGCCCACUGGCUCUAAUGUUCACGACAUUACUGGUACAGGUGUGGUGCUUCAAGGAGAUCAUCAAUAUAGGCUACUCAGUCUACAGAAUGCAUGGCCUGCCCUGGUUCAGGUCUCUCUCUUGGUGGUUUUUGAUCACCAGCAAUUAUUUCUUUUAUGGAGAAUCACUGGUGGCCGACUACUUCAGUGUUAUCUUCUCCAAAAGUGAUAUAAUGCGUUGGUUGAUUGCCUACCACCGCUUCACCUCAUUCUUCAUGUACAUUGUUGGAUUUGUGUGGUUUGUGCUUUCUUUGAAGAAGAAAUACUACAUGCGACAGUUUUCUCUGUUUGCAUGGACGCACGUUGCUCUGCUUAUUGUGGUCACCCAGAGCUAUCUUAUCAUCAUCAACAUCUUCCAUGGCAUGAUCUGGUUCAUUGUGCCUGUGUCCAUGAUUGUCAUCAAUGAUGUCAUGGCAUACAUGUUUGGAUUCUUCUUUGGCAAGACUCCACUCAUUCAACUCAGCCCAAAGAAAACCUGGGAGGGCUUCAUUGGUGGUGGUAUUUCAACAGUCUUCAUGGGAAUGAUGCUCUCUUAUUUGAUGUGCCAGUAUCCAUUCUUCGUGUGCCCUGUGGAAUUCAGCGAGUCCGAGGACAGUUUUAAUUACACGUGCGAUCCUUCCCCCAUAUUCAGACCCCAGGAAUACAGCUUACCUGAGACUUUGGCCAACUUCUCUGCUUUGCUGGGUUGGAAGAAGACUGUGACUAUGUACCCAUUUGUUCUUCAUUCAGUUGCACUGUCCGUCUUCAGCAGCGUUAUUGGACCCUUUGGAGGUUUCUUUGCCAGUGGCUUUAAGAGAGCAUUUAAGAUUAAGGACUUUGGUGAUGUUAUCCCGGGCCAUGGUGGAAUGAUGGACCGCUUUGACUGCCAGUAUUUAAUGGCCACAUUUGUGAAUGUUUAUAUAAUGACAUUCAUCUCAGAAACAUCACCUCAGAAGCUUCUGCAAAAGGUGUACAUGCUGAAACCAGAGCAGCAGCUGCAGCUGUACAAUAUGCUUCAAGACUCUCUUAUUGCUCGUGGGAUUUUACAGCCGUGAGUUCCAGUAGAGAAAUAUUUAUAGAUGAUAAUGAAGGGGAGUGUAUGUAUUCACGUAUGGAGAGAGUAAAAGAUCACGCUAUUAGUUAUAAUUUACUCUUUACUGUAACUGCCCCCUAAAAAAGGUUCAUCAUCUGUAAUGUUCUUCUCUACGUGAGAAUUUGCUCACAUUAAAAUUAUUUGAAUCUUGUGUUCAUUUGGAGAAUAUACUGUAAUUUAUGUAAUGCACUGUAUUUGUUAAAGUUGUUUUAGGAUUUUUACUUGGUUGGAUGUUCCAUAUCCUAAUUACAACUGUAUCCUUGAGUGUACUUCUUAAGAAGGGUUUUAUUUACUAACCAACCACUUCACUCUGUUCAUAUAGUACCAGUAAUCUUCAUACUGUGGUUCUGUUGCAAUAUCCAGUUCUAGUCAGAAAUAGUAUCUAUUUUAACUUCAAAACAUUUAAAUUUUUUAUCUUUAAUAAAUAUCAGGAAGUCUUGUAGCAUUAAACUGCUUAGUUUUCUCUCAGGUCAUAGUUUGUGAGAGAUUAAAGCUAGUAUUUGUUUUGUAUACAAAUGUAGUUACAAGUUUUUAUCUGUCUACUGAAGCAGUAUAAGUACUGCUUACAAGUUCUCUUUAAUUUUCCAUAAAACAAAAUUACUAAAAAUUUUACAAUUCAUCUCGUCUAUUUUUAUGGAACUUUACAUAUUCCACAUUUCAUGUACCUGUAUGUACGGUAAGUCAUUAAUUGUAACAUCUAAAUUGUUGACUAUCACAUGAGUGUUAAUUGAAACUCAAAAAACUACCAGCAUUUUUCUACUGCAUGUGAGGAAGAUUAAAUUCUGUAUUUGAAAAUCAUUCUGUCAAGUUAUUUAUGAGAAUUUGCAAAAGUUUGCCCUGCAAUGGCAAGGUGAAGAAAGUAAGGCCUAUGACCAAACGUACGUUGAUGGUACAGUACAUAGUCAUCAUGUGUUCGGUGUACUGUAGUAUCAUAAUGUCACAACUCCUGGAGGCCAAACAUUAGUAACGUUAAGGGUCAAAUAUGUUUAAGUAAUGAAACUCCAUUACAAUAAUAAUUCAUAAAGAGAAAGCUAAGUGUACAUGGGAUAUGGUCCCUUAAUUUGUUAUACUCUACUGGUAACUUGUAAAACUUAAAUACAGCCACUAAGAAUAAGAGAGAAGUAUUCUAUGUAUAGUUACCAGCAAAAGUCCUCUCACAAACUUGCUACACAGGGCUGUGGGAGAACUUUUGCUGGCAACUGUACAUUAAAGUAAUCAUGAUAGGUAAAUAUGUUCAAGCAAUGUUUAAAAUUCAAUUCAGAUAGAAACAGCUUUGAAUUUGACAACUUUUUAUUUUCAGUUGUAAAAGACUAUAGCAAAUUUAAAUAUCAGUAGGUACAGUACAGUAUAAUGUGCCAUAUUAUACUUGAAAUUACCGGGACUGUUCAAAUAUUGAUACAGUGAUGUGAUCAAUUAAGAGUGUGUAGAUUUUGCAUGUAGGUUUUGUAGUUACUGCUGAUCAGAAUAUGUAAACAUCACAUCGGUUUAGACCGUUUCCUGUAUGUUUCAUUAUUCUUACAUUAGUGAGAGUGGAAUAUAAGUAUCAUUAAUAGAUGUAUUUUCAUAUACCCUGUACCUGUAAUAACUAUAUCCUGUACACCAUUUGGUUAUUUAAUACAGUGUAUACAAGACAAAAUUAAAUGAAUGGAUAGCAAGAUGUAAAUGUUCUCAAAAAAUAUUAAUAUUUAUUUAAGGAUGUUUGUGACAAGAUAAAACAGUUAAAGAAUUCACCUGUGAGUCCUUGUGUUGGGGGAUUUUUUCCCUCCAUAACCAGCCUCCGAAGUUGUCAGUUCCAUGUAAUCAUGUUGUUAGUUGUCCCCGUUGCAGUGAUUUAGAGUCCGUAACUGCUUAUAGCAACUUUUAUGGAAAUUGAAUUGAGUACACUACAGUACAGUACUCUGGACUAUUAAUAAAUAUAUUGGUAAUUUUUGUCUUGAUAUACAGUAAGUAUACUGUACUCAAACCCAUGGCAAUUAGUAGGCUACCAGUAGAUUCUUUCCUACCUGUGCUAUGUAUUACCUAAAGUAUAUAAUCUGAUACCUACGUUAUCAAUAGUAUGCCUUGAUAUCAUAUUGUCGUAAAUGGUUCAUAUAAGGAAGUAGUUUCAUGACAUGUUGCACUAUCUAGUGGACCAGAAUUUGUAUGUUUAUUUUAUUGUAAGAAUUGUUGUAUCUUCAGUGUUUGUAAAUCCAGUUUUAUAGUAACCUAUGGUAGCUCCUGAUAUUAGUGUGUUGCUGUAGGUUGUGUUGAGUGUUGUAAGAGUUUAAUGCUACUAUCAUAGUCAAAUAUUGUACUAUUUGUUACCAAAGUAUCAAGAAAAAUUCACAUAAUAUCUUAGAUGGCAUUUAAAAAAAAAAAACCUAUUACUAUUUUUUUCAUUGUGUUUAUAUCAAAUUUAUGGCUAAAUCCUUCAAAUUAUUUGAUAAACUGUUUCAAAUUUUUCUAUUGCAUUGUAAUUAAUAUAGGUAUUAAAGACAGGUAGGACAGAUGACAUGUGACAAAUCUUAAAUCUAAUGAAACAGGCUUUAUAAGUAUUGUGUAUUAUUGUAUACUAUUUAUAACAUUAUUUUUUAGGGCAAUAUAUGCUAAAAUAAGCAGAAUUUUGGCAAUUAUGUUUACAGUACUGUAGAACCUCUGUAGUUCACUUAUCUUUGGGACCGAUUUUGUGAUGAACCUAAGAAUUUUACAAGCUAAUGAUUGACUUAUAACACUGGUGCAGUAGACCUUGGGACCAUAUGUAUGUAAUACAGUACAGUACAUAUGUUUGAACCCAGUUACUUUCAAGACAGAUUAUCACAUUUAGUACAACUGACCUUAAGAUCCCAAAUUAGGUUAUAAAUGAAAAUAAAAUAUGUAGACUAAUACUGUACAGUAUAAUUUUUACUUGCCAUCCAAAGGGCUGAUUGUUUACACAUCAGAAUUCCAUUACAAAGCAGAGAGGACAUGAAAAUGCACAAGCCCAGUGACGCUGCCAGUAAAAUAAAGUAAAUACAUUAGCUCUCUGGCCUAGAUUUCACCUCUGCUGAUUUAGAAAAAUACACAGCAGAAAGACAUCCUCACCAAACAUACAAUAUCACUUAGCUAUAUUAGUUAAAUUCACUUAUUCAUACCACAAUCUUUUACACCAAUCAUAAAACUCAUUCAGUUUAUCUUUGCUUCUUUUAAAUUCAACUAUCAUAAAAUGAAAUGGUGGAGGUACAGUGGGGUAUGCUAUAAUGAACGGAUCCUACUACGACUAUUCCUAUAAUGAACGGUUUUAUCUUUAAAAUUGAGAAUGCUAUAACGAACGAAACUCCUACAACGAACAUUGUUUAAA
Homarus americanus (American lobster) is the source of this 4870-nucleotide messenger RNA. It is a transcript of the gene Cds, whose product is annotated as phosphatidate cytidylyltransferase, photoreceptor-specific-like. The record is from RefSeq and is a predicted model, not a curated record. Lineage: Eukaryota; Metazoa; Arthropoda; Malacostraca; Decapoda; Nephropidae. Gene Ontology annotation, cellular component: endoplasmic reticulum membrane. The transcript has 10 exons. The coding region runs from base 167 to 1516 and encodes 449 amino acids. Gene Ontology annotation, molecular function: phosphatidate cytidylyltransferase activity.